AAAACGUUCGCACUACGUGAAACAUCAACACUGAAUGACGCACAUCCUUCGCAUCGCAGUCCACUGCCGCUAAUGCUAACGCUAAGCUAAGUCAAUGACAGACUGUGUCGUAGAUCGUUGUUUGACAUCUUAUCUUUGGUGAGACAGUCCUGGCCCGCGUAGAAGACCCCGUUACAAUUUUCUCGUAUUUGUCUGGGAUGUAUGGAUGGAUAGUUGACGGAAUCUCGUCGCUGUUUGAGCCCGUUACGGGGCAAAAUCCCACCGAGUGGCCCGGGAAAGGUAACGUUAGCGAGGAGAUACCCACGCGACCUGGCGUGAAAACGGGAGCACAGCGGCAGGAGAACCACGGCAGACCGGCUAAGCGGAACUACCAGAGUGUUGAUGUUGCAGACAGUGUUUGCCAGAGUGACCAAGUAGAAGUGAAAAGACGCAGACGAGAUGUAGUCAUUAGCUUUGUCAAGAAGACUGUGGCCGGGGUAACAGGUCUGCUCAGGCUGCGGAACCCGCUGACGACCAGGUGUGAGAAGCCCAGACAUUAUGAAGAGACACAGCAUGUUACUCUGAUGGGGAUAGAUGAACUCCACACCUCAUGGCUGAACAGUACUGAGUGGAGAAUGAAUAAACCAGUGGGUGGAGUGAAUGAGAGGGGCGGGAAGAAUCUCUUUCAGAGCUCCUCACCUCCUUUAAUGAGGAAAUACAGUGGGGCAGGGCUGUCUGCAGGGCUCCCCGACAGGGGGAAGGACAGGGAGAGGAGAGGCUCCCUCCAGCUGCUGCCCUCCAGACCUGCUCUGAGGGUGGGAACCCCUAACCCUGAUCUAGCCUGCAAUGGCUUUGGACACAACCGCUGCUACAAGCCCAGUCUGACCGUGGAAGAGGCCAUAAAGCAGAACAAUAAGGAGCACUACAGGCGCUUGCUGGAGAUGGUGACAGAGAAAUACAGCAAAAGCCAACCACUACCUUUCAAUCAAACAAAACCGCAAGAUGAGUCGCUGUCACAGGGUGAUCACAAAACUGCUGCUUCAGGAAAAGCCUUUGAAUCAGUGCCCAGGAAGACAGGAUACACAGCUGUCCCAAGUGUGUUUACAUGGAAAAAUGCAUCUGCAACCAAGGACAGGUGGGGUAGCUUGACCUUUAGUAAGACAUUCAGUGGAGUCUUUGAGGACACACAGCCUAUUAGAUGUGCAAAGCAGAAACAGGCAGCAGAGUUGGACCUUUCUACAGAAGUAGCUACUCGCCUCAAUCUAGUGGACAGAGAGACUCCUGCUGUCAGUCUCCCCGACACACAUUCUGCACACACAGCCCAUACAAGGCACAGCGAUGAGGACAUACCUUGGCUGACAAAGGAAAUGGCAGCGGAGGUGAGUUGUGUUCUGGCUCAGAGUGAUCCCAACCGUGUUCUAAGUGCGGCUUUCAAACUUCGCAUCACACAGAGAGACUUGUCCACACUGCAGGAAGGCGGCUGGCUCAACGAUGAGGUGAUUAACUUCUACCUUUCCCUGGUCAUGGAGCGGUGCUCUGGCGAAGCAGCAGGAUUAAAAGUCUACUCGUUCAGCACCUUCUUCUUCCCGAAGCUGCGAGGUGGAGGAGGUGGGCAGGUGGGAGGACACACUGCUGUGAAGCGCUGGACCAAGACUGUUGACCUUUUCCUCUACGACCUCAUCCUGGUCCCUCUGCACCUGGGCGUCCACUGGGCAAUGGCUGUGAUUGAUUUUAAGUCAAAGACAGUGAAGUCAUAUGACUCGAUGGGCCAGAGACAUGAUGACAUCUGUAGUCUUUUACUACUCUACCUUAAAGAGGAGCACAAAAUAAAGAAAGGCAGAGAGCUCGACAGCGCCAAAUGGACUAUUGGAAGCUUGAGGGCCACUGAGAUUCCUCAGCAGAAAAAUGGCAGUGACUGCGGUGUUUUUGCCUGUAAAUACGCUGACUAUAUUGCAAAAGGAAGGCCUCUCACCUUUAAACAGUGCCACAUGCCUCUCUUCAGGAAGUUAAUGAUUUGGGAAAUCCUCAAUCAGAAGCUGCUAUAGAGGAUCUCAACAAUCUCAAUUAACUGCCUAACAACAGAGACUUUCUCAAUGGGAGCAACAUCUGUGUACAAUAACUACAUGGUGAAGAAAAGGAAAUGAGUGGGCCAAAGAAGUGGACUUUACUGAAAUCUAACUCAGUUUAGCUGUUCUGGUCUGGAGAAAUCUAACACUAUUCUUAAGAGUUGAUUAUGUUCCUUUUCCUGUCAGGGACGUAUUAACAUUUUGUAAUCUCUGAGUUGUAAUUGGAGACAUUAUUGGGAUGAAAGAAGAAGUGUAUGUCUUACACAAGCUUUGGCACUACUGACUGAAUGGCUUUUUUUUCUUCUUUUUUCUUUUUUUUAAAAUGGACUUUAGAUUGUUAGUUUUACUAUUUGAAGUUCUGCCUGAAGUGCCUUCAGCCUUCUGACACUGAGCUCGACUUUGAACAUGCUUUUGUCGAUUUCGGGAAAUUACUUGGUCACAUACAACUCAAAGUCAGUUCUGAGGAGCUUGACUCAGAAUUCAUUGAAUUAGAUUUUUGCAGGUCAGUGAUAAUUUGGAUGUUCCACUCUCAAUUAUGAUCAACAGAGUGGACAUCAACUAACUACAAUGCUAUUUAGUCAUGAAACUCAAUCUAUCUAAGAAAUAUAGACCAUGAAAAUCAAAAUACCUCUUUUCCGGUCCCAUUUUUCAGUAACAAAAGCAUGGUUGAGCACUUGUAGUAUGUUUGUUUUGCUAUUAUUUAUGACUUGACUGGAUGAGAAAGUGUUUUUGGAGUGUGUGUAUAGUUUGUUUUUCCUCCCAUGAGUGGAGCAUUAAUAGUUGUUUCCUCAUAUGUAAGAUAAGGCGCUGUUAGGUUUGUGAAUCUUUUCCAUGAGCAUAAUGCAAGAGGCUACUUAGGGCUAUUACAUUGGCUUACAGUAUAGUAUACUGCAUAGCAAACUACUGUACACACAUGCAUGUUUGAGUUCAUGCUUUAAAAAUGUGAUCUUUUUCUUUUUUCUCCCUGUAUUAAAGUAUUUCAUUUUUCAAAUUGGA
Messenger RNA from Siniperca chuatsi (mandarin fish), 3041 nucleotides. It is a transcript of the gene senp2, whose product is annotated as SUMO specific peptidase 2. The record is from RefSeq and is a predicted model, not a curated record. The transcript has 17 exons. The coding region runs from base 198 to 2024 and encodes 608 amino acids. Gene Ontology annotation, molecular function: deSUMOylase activity. Gene Ontology annotation, cellular component: nucleus. Lineage: Eukaryota; Metazoa; Chordata; Actinopteri; Centrarchiformes; Sinipercidae. Gene Ontology annotation, biological process: protein desumoylation.